This is a messenger RNA of Alosa sapidissima (American shad), 2376 nucleotides long. Its product is annotated as extracellular calcium-sensing receptor-like. Gene Ontology annotation, cellular component: membrane. Gene Ontology annotation, molecular function: G protein-coupled receptor activity. Gene Ontology annotation, biological process: G protein-coupled receptor signaling pathway. The coding region runs from base 16 to 2376 and encodes 786 amino acids. The transcript has 6 exons. The record is from RefSeq and is a predicted model, not a curated record. NCBI's taxonomy places the organism in Eukaryota, Metazoa, Chordata, Actinopteri, Clupeiformes, Clupeidae.
GAAAAACAGCCUCCAAUGGUGACGUGUGACAGAUUUGACAGCCGUGCGUUUCGUUGGACCCAGGUGAUGAUCUUUGCGAUUAAUGAAAUCAACAAUGACGACACUUUACUGCCAAAUAUCUCUCUAGGCUACAAGAUCUUUGACUCAUGCUCUUCCCCGACUAACACAUUACGUGCCGCUCUUUCACUAUUGAGUGAGACAGAUGGAAUUAAGUCUCGGCCUACAGCUCAAUGUCAGCCUCCUAUUAGAGCAUUAAUAGCAGAUGCAGGGUCAUCUCAGUCUGUAGCUCUUGCUGGAACAUUUGGACCUUUUAACCUGCCGAUGGUAAGCUACUUCUCAACUUGUGCCUGCCUGAGUGACAAAAGUAAAUACCCAACAUUUUUCAGAACAAUACCGAGUGACUAUCACCAAGCAAAGGUUUUGGCUUUUCUGGUGAAAAAAUUUGGAUGGGAAUGGAUAGGAACCUUACAAUCUGAUAAUGACUAUGGUAGAAAUGGACUGUCAGCAUUUAUUACUGAAGUGAAGACGCUUGGAGUUUGCAUUGCAUUUACUGGCACUGUUGGUCGAACUUACCCUCAGAGUAAAAUACUUAAGGUUGUUCAUAUGAUCAAAAUGUCAAAUGUACGAGUUAUUCUUGCCUUCACCCCUGAGGGGGAUCUUUAUCCAGUAAUGAAGGAGAUGGUGAGACAAAACAUAACUGGAAUACAGUGGAUUGCAAGUGAAGCCUGGAUAACAGCAUCUCAGCCAUCCAUUCCUGAAUAUUUUAAAUCAUUUGGAGGCACGAUUGGUGUUUCAGUGCGCAAGAUGGCGAUUCCAAAACUACGAAACUUCCUUACUAACAUCAGUCCCUAUUCUACUCCAGGAGCUGCUUUUAUUGGUAGUUUUUGGGAAAAUCUUGUGGGUUGUAGGCCAUUUCACCAUCUCAGUACAGCAUCUAGUAGCCCUGUCUGCAGAGGAGAUGAGGUUCCUGAUUUUACAAGUGUUUUCUUCAAUGUCACACAACUGAGAGUGUCCUACAAUGUUUACAAGGCGGUGUAUGCUAUUGCACAUGGCAUACAUGAGUUGAUAUUUUGCAAUCAAAGUUCUCCUCCAGAGAAGUGUUUGAACGUGUCACAGAUCAGUCCAAAGCUGGUCACCGCUCAACUUAGAAAAGUAAAGUUUGUAGAUGAAUUUGGAGAGACUGUGUUUUUUGAUAACAACGGUGAUUUUCCUCCUUCUUACGACAUAAUCAACUGGCAGCUGAAACACGGAGAGGUCAAGCAUGUGACCCUGGGAUAUUUCAGCACGUCUGCUAAUGCAGCUUAUGAGCUUUUCAUACAGGAGGAGAACAUAAUAUGGAGUACAGGGAAUGUGGUUCCAAAAGCUGUGUGCUCAGAGGUAUGUCCUGUUGGCACAAGAAGAGCACCCAUUAAAGGAAGGCCCAGCUGCUGUUUUGACUGUGUUCCAUGUGCUGAUGGCACCAUCACUAAUCAUUCAGGAGCAUUGGACUGCACCCCCUGUCCUGAGGAGUACUGGUCCAAUGAGGAGAGGAGUAGCUGUUUAUUAAAAUAUAUUGAGGUCUUGUCCUUUAAGGACACACUGGGAAUCAUUCUGACAGCCGUGUCUUUAUUUGGGGCCUCCCUUACUUUAGCAACCACAGUCAUUUUCCUUGUGUUCAGGCACACACCCUUAGUGAGGGCAAAUAAUGCAGAACUGAGUGCCCUGCUGCUGCUCUCCCUCCUCCUCUGCUUCCUCUGCCCUCUCACCUUUAUAGCUGAGCCCACUGCCUGGUCCUGCAUGCUGCGCCACACAGCAUUUGGCGUGACCUUUGCCCUCUGUAUCUCCUGUGUUUUAGGGAAAACAUUGGUUGUGAUCACAGCUUUCCGUGCCACUUUGCCAGGUGCAACUAAAUUUGGGCCUGUGCAACAGAGGAUCAUUGUAUAUUCUUGCACUGGGAUUCAGGUUCUUAUUUGUAUACUCUGGCUAAGUAUUGCACCACCAUAUCCCCAAAUAAGGCACAACAAUAGAAAGAUUAUUGUGGAAUGCAACACAGGGUCAGACACAGCAUUUUAUGCUGUGUUGGGGUACAUAGGCUUUUUAGCAGGUAUAUGCCUAGUUGUGGCUUUCUUGGCAAGGACAUUACCAGAUAAUUUCAAUGAGGCCAAAUUCAUUACUUUCAGUAUGCUUGUAUUCUGUGCUGUGUGGAUCACAUUCAUUCCAGCAUAUGUCAGCUCACCGGGAAAAUAUACUGUGGCAGUGGAAAUAUUUGCUAUUUUGUCCUCUGCAUUUGGUUUACUUGUUUGCAUUUUUGCCCCAAAAUGUUAUAUUAUAAUAUUUCAACCUGAGAAAAACACUAAAAAACAUAUAAUGGGGAAAGUACCUAAGAGUGAACAUUGA